AUGGCCGCACCUCAAGCUGCUCAUGUUGUCGAAAAAGUCAUUGGCCACGAUGACAAUGCCAUCACCGCCCAGGACGUGUCCAAUUUCCCGGACGCGGGUGAAAGUGACCGAAUGAAUGCCUUGGUGUGGAUGGGCAAGAAUAAAGUCGAAAUCGCCCAGGUCCCCAAGCCAAAAAUCGUCGAAGACCGAGACGUCAUCCUCAAAGUGACGGGCAGCACAGUAUGCGGCUCCGAUCUUCACCUCCUGCACGGCUCGAUCCUGCAGCUCUUCAAGGGGGACAUUCUCGGCCACGAAUUCUGCGGCGUCGCCGAGCUCGUCGGCCGACAGGUGCACAAUGUGCGAGUUGGCAAGCGAUAUGUGGCUUCGUUCCAGAUUGCAUGUGGCGACUGUUUCUACUGCAAGAAGGGGCAGUCUUCGCAAUGUGAAAAGACGAAUGCCAAUGCCAUGAUCAACGCCAUGUACGGGGGCAGAACCGCGGGCGGGCAGGCAGAGUAUGUGCGCGUGCCGUUUGGAGACGUGAAUCUUCUCGAGCUGCCAGACGAUGUUCCCGACGAGAAAGGUCUAUAUCUCUCUGAUGUCCUGGCCACGUCCUACCAUUGUGUCAAAGAUACCGGCGUCCAAAAAGGAGACAGCGUAGCCAUAUUUGGCGCCGGUCCCGUCGGCCAUAUGGCUGGUGUAUUUGCUCUUGACAGUGGCGCCAAGAAAAUCAUCUUUGUUGAUACGGAGCCGCGUCUGUCAUCUAUCAAGACCCGGAUCCCUCAAAAGUACACCUCUCAAGUUGAAGUAAUUGAUUUCAAAACAGUAUCAAGCGGCAUCACAAACUCCAAAACCGUAGUCAGCCAACUCAAGGAAUUAUGCGACAACCGCGGCCCAGAUGUGGCGCUCGAGUGUGCAGCUGGAGAGUACGCCAAGGGCUGGCUGCACUGGUUGGAAAUAGCUACGGGCGCGGAAACAGACACUAGUGAGAUUGUGAAUGAGAUGAUUGAGAGUGUUCAUUCGUUUGGGCGAUGUGGUAUUACUGGUGUUUAUGUUGGAUACCGCGGCAUCCGAUUUAUCGGGAAUGGUCAAGCCCCUGUUCACAUGUACUGGAAAGACCUCCUAGCAGCAAUUCAAAACAAGGACCUCGAUCCGCUGCAAAUGGUCUCUCACCGGGUUCGACUUGAGGACCUCGAUAAAGUCUAUUACAUGUUUGACAACAAGGAGGAAAACAUGCACAAAGUAUUUGUUGAGACCAAGUUUUCGGCUCCUGCCGCGCAAGGCUCGCCGCCACUUACGCGAUACUGA
Messenger RNA from Metarhizium acridum CQMa 102, 1284 nucleotides. The record is from RefSeq and is a predicted model, not a curated record. Lineage: Eukaryota; Fungi; Ascomycota; Sordariomycetes; Hypocreales; Clavicipitaceae.